AUGACUGGUUCUGAUUCAGAAGGUAUAACAGCUGUUGUGAAAGAGUUAACUGUUGUUUUUGAUAUGAAGGAUUUGGGAUCCUUGUCUUAUUUCUUGGGAAUAAAUAUAAAGUAUUUGCCAUCUGGUAUUUUGCUGUCUCAAGAAAAAUAUGCUCAAGAUGUUAUUAAGAGAGCAGGAAUGGAUACAUGCACUAGUUGUAACACUCCUUGGCUACCUCACACACAAUUGUUGAAGACAGAAAGUACUCCUCUUGUUGAUGCUACUCUUUAUAGAAGUAUUGCACUGCAAUAUCUUACCUUUACAAGACCAGACAUAGCAUAUGCAGUUAACACAUACACUUUGAGCAAAGGCUUGUUUUAUAUGUAUGCAUCAAAUGUCACAUAUGUUACUACUUAUUGUGAUGCUGAUUGGCUAGUGAUAUCAAUCAAAGAAGAUCUACUACUGGUUUUGUGGUUUAUGUUGGUUAUUGUCCUAUUGCUUGCCAAUCCAAGAAGCAGGGAUCUGUUUCCAGAAGCUGAGUAUAGAGCUCUUGCUAAUACUGCAGCUGAAAUCUCUUGGUUGAGACAUCUUUUGUGUGAUAUGAAGAUUGUGAUUCCUACUCCUCCUUUGUUGAAGUGUGACAAUCUCUCUGCUCUAGCCUUGUGUUCUAAUCCUAGCCUUGUGUUCUAA
Messenger RNA from Fragaria vesca subsp. vesca, 669 nucleotides. RefSeq lists its product as uncharacterized. The transcript is spliced from 2 exons. The record is from RefSeq and is a predicted model, not a curated record. Lineage: Eukaryota; Viridiplantae; Streptophyta; Magnoliopsida; Rosales; Rosaceae. Bases 1 to 669 code for a protein of 222 amino acids.